AAGAAGAAGGAAGAAGAAGACAACAACACGUCAUCGAACAUGGCAGACACGUCAGGUGAUCCGAGAGGAUCAUCUUUUCUGGAUUCUCUAAGAGGGAUUUUAGUGGCAUAUUUUAUGCCGGAGCGUUGCUACGAUAAGUUCUUUCUGGAUCUCGACUUCCUGGACGUGCCAUGUCUAAAGAUUGUACUGAGCAAAGCCCUGGGGAUCGGCAUCAUCCUGGGAUCAGUGCUGGUGAAAUUACCACAGAUUAUAAAGCUGAUGGGAGCAAGGAGUGCAGAGGGGCUGAGCUUUAAUUCUGUGCUCCUGGAACUGUUAGCCAUCACUGGAACAAUGGUCUACAGCAUGUCCAACAAGUUCCCCUUUAGUGCCUGGGGUGAGGCUCUGUUCCUCAUGUUGCAGACUGUCACCAUUGGCUUCCUCAUCCAGCAUUACGGAAGAAGAACCAGCGUAGGUCUCUUCUUUCUGGUGAUAUAUUUUAGCCUGCUGGCAGUCCUUCUGUCUCCAGUCACUCCCAUCUCAGUGGUUACUACCAUGCAGGCCUCCAACAUGCCAGCCAUCAUCAUUGGCAGGCUGAUCCAGGCUGUAACCAACUUCCGCAACGGGCACACCGGCCAGCUCUCUGCUAUCUCCGUCUUCUUGCUGUUUGCUGGAUCCCUGGCUCGGAUCUUCACCUCCCUGCAGGAAACUGGGGAUUUUCUGAUGGCCCUAACGUACGUCAUAUCCUCUACAUGCAACGGGAUCAUUGCACUGCAGGUUCUCUACUACUGGAACAGCCACCCUGAGUAUAAGAAGAAAAAGAAGAGUGAAUAAGCAAAUGACUACUUUAAAUGUCACCUGUGGGGCAUUGUUUAUUUUUAGAUAUUCUGUUUUAGGAUAUCUCCUCUUUAAAAUCUGAGGAACUAAUAGACAAUGAGUGGAGUAGCACUCAUGUCGCGUUAAGGAAAAGAUGAAUUUUCCAGACCAAAGUGAUUGUGUGCAGCUCCAUUGGUUUCAUGAUUGACAGCUGGCAUUGUUGGUGGGGUCCGGACACCUCUCCUACCCUAUGGGGCACAGUCAGUAAUCACAUUCCAGGAGAGCUUUCCUUAUCAUGGCAACCUGUUCUGAUGAUCAGGAUUAAUAAAAGCAAAGGUUCUGUGUGAACUCUGA
Fundulus heteroclitus (mummichog) is the source of this 1146-nucleotide messenger RNA. RefSeq names its product mannose-P-dolichol utilization defect 1b (gene mpdu1b). NCBI's taxonomy places the organism in Eukaryota, Metazoa, Chordata, Actinopteri, Cyprinodontiformes, Fundulidae. The transcript has 7 exons. The record is from RefSeq and is a predicted model, not a curated record. Gene Ontology annotation, biological process: oligosaccharide biosynthetic process. Bases 40 to 810 code for a protein of 256 amino acids.